This is a messenger RNA of Peniophora sp. CBMAI 1063, 1200 nucleotides long. NCBI's taxonomy places the organism in Eukaryota, Fungi, Basidiomycota, Agaricomycetes, Russulales, Peniophoraceae. The record is from the annotation of a GenBank genome assembly.
AUGGAUGACACCUCUGGCUCUCCAAACAACCUACCCCCAGAGCUCUUACUGCACAUCUUCUCCCUCGCAUCUGAGUCUCCUCAGACAUCUGAGCUUAUCUCACCGGGCAUCUUCUUACCCACGCUUGCACGCCUGAACAAGACGUUCACAGAGGUUGCCAGGAAACUACUCUACACAGAUGUCUGCCUGCGCUCUCAUGGAUCACUAUCUACUCGCGAGGUCGUGCGGCGCUUCCAAUGGUCUCUCGUCGUUCAGCCAUCUCUUGCCUCGUACAUUCGCGGCAUCAGCUAUGGUGGCGACUUCGACGUAUCAGAACAAGAGAUCAAACAUCUCGCCGACGUGAUAUCCCGGAUAGAGCAUCUGGAGCGUCUGCGUAUCUUUGGCUGGGAGCAGUACUCGCUGCCUCGCCUGGCAGAGGCUGUGCGCUCCAGCCACCGGCUUCGCUCACUCGAACUGAGCGUCUUCAGCCUCACACACGCAUACGGCGGCAGCAUCUUCCGCUCAUUGAUCCCGUUCUUCGAGAUGCUACACGGCUGGCCGGAGAUAGAAGAAUUGACGGUGCACAGCCAAACUAUGGGAUGGGAACGUGGUGCCGCAUUGGACAACUUCACACUGAGCAACGUCGCGCCGGGUCAAUGUUCGCGCCUGACGAAGCUCGUAUACCGCAGCGCCGAGUACUGGGAGGACCGGCAUAUACGCGCUAUAUCCACCAUGGCGCCAAACGUGAAGGAAGCGCGCCUCAGUGGUGUGCUCACGGGCAUGGGCCGCGAAGAGCUUGGACUCGCACUGCGCAAAUGGGCGCCGCACCUCGAGCGCCUCGAGCUGCACUUCCCCAAUACGGAGGCCGAUCACGGGCAUAACGCGCUCGGAGUGGACGACGCGCUUCGAGCCAUGGACAAGCUCGUUGAACUCAGUGCUGGCACGGCCUACUUGCAUGUAGCCUCCCUAGUACGAGGGUUCGAUCAGCUUGAGAAGCUACAGCUGCGCGUGAAGGAUCACGAAUGCGAUGAAGUUAUCGGGCUGCUGCACGAUGUGCACGCGCUUCCACAUCUCAGGGAGCUCGACUUGUGGCCGGAGAAGUCGCUUCCCAGACUUGUCGCUAUUGAUCUUCCCGAGGCAUGUCGCUCUCGGGGCAUUGCGUUGAGCAUCAACGGCAGGAAGGCCGUGAGCCUCGGGGAAGAUGGUUCUGGCGGGCCGUGA